CAGAGAGCCACAGCAACAGCGUGCCGUGUCUCCCCAAUGGAGCUGCCAUUGGGCGGACCAGCGCUCAGGCACUACACCCAGAGCAGACCGAGACCUCACCGACAAAAACUGAACUACCGUCCCUGCAGACCACAGGAGACGAUAAUAGAGAGUGACAAUGAAGUCCUUGAGCUCAUGGGGCGAGUGGAUGAAGGAGUUGAAGAGUUCUUUACUAAGAGAGUACUUCCUACUGAUACACUGAAAAAGCAAGAUGAGGAAUCCAUCACAGUGCACGAAGUGGCUCCUGCCAGCUCUGUCCCUUGUCCACCCCCUACGAAAACACUCAGGAGGAAGCUUGGUGACUUCUUUACACUCAAGAAGAGACGAGGUCUGAAAUCAGAGGCGAGCCAGGAGGGGCGACCCAAAAAGGCCUCCAUCGCUGAUCUCAUUCGCCCUCUCAGGGAGGUUGCCAGAGCCGAGAAGGAAAAAGAUAAGGACCGAGUCAAGGAGCACGACAAGGAAAAUGAAAAGGAGAAAGCGAAGGAAAAUCCCGGUGCUGUUACUGGAGAGUCAGCUGUUCAGGAGACACCUGGCGCUCAGCUGAGGGGUGAAGCGGUGCCUCCCCGCCGAGCUCUCAGAGAGGGGAAGUCCCAGUCUCUCAUUUUGCUGUCUGGAUCAGCAGCUGCAGGGAGUACCAAUGCCAGAAACAAGAAACAAUUUGAAGGCCAACAUAGCUUUGAACAGAAACUCCAUCUCAUGCUUCAACGCAUUGGAGUUUCCAAAGCCCAGCCAGGAGAGACACAGAAUCCCGAGGGAGAGAUGAAAAAAGCUGAAUCUGAAGGUACUAUCAUUGAUAGUAAACCUGAGCCACCCCCGACUUUCACAAAACCUCGAACGAUGUCUGCAUCUUCAGAUACAAGGCAUCAAAUUCGCCCAAGUGUGUCAGCACACGAGUCAGCUGGGAAACCUGCUUUGCUUCCAAAGCCUGUUAUCAAGCCAGGUCCACCCCCCACAACAUCUGGCCGCAACACACCUGAGAACGAGCUAGCCCAAAUACAGGAAGCGGAGACAAACAUGCCCACUAAACUGACUCCAACUGCAGCUCCGUCAACUCCUGCUGCUCCUGCACUCACUACUACCACCACUCCUACUGUACCGACAAUCUCAAACUCAGUCCCUGACUCAACCGAUUUUACAAGUACUGUAUCUCCCUCUGACACAGAUAUAUGCACUGACUCUGUUAACCCCACUGCAGCAGCCACAACACCCACGAAUGUUACAGAGCUUGACAGAAAACCGUCUAUCCCUGAAGCUAAUGCUACUACCACUGAACCACCCACCUCCACCUUUACGACAAGCACCACUACACCCACAGAGCCCCCUACCCCUGUUUCAGUCAUUUCCUCUGAGUCCGUCACUCCAAGCCUCUCUGUCACUUCAAACUCAACAACCACAACUAUGCCUUCCAUUACCACCUCAGAAACAGUUUCUGCUCCCAGCAAUGAAAGCUCAGUUUCCACAACAUCAACAACCCUGUCAACUAAAUCGACUUUCUCAGAGCCAAAUGGUGUUCUCUCAGUCGAUGCUACUCCUGCUGCUGGUGGUGAUGCAGCUAUUUCUGUCACCACCACGGUUUCUUCACCCUCCACCAGCACAUCAGAUCUGCCACUGGGCUUGUCUGCUACCACCAAUUUAGCCACUAAAGGUUGUGAUGAUCCCACUUUAGUCACCUCCACUAGCUCUGCAACUUUAGUUUCAUCAGUCACUAAAACAACAUCUCCACCUCCUAACUCAAGUGAUACCAUCACAACUGCAGUUUUACCUGUUGCCUCCAUUACCUCUCACUCCACCCUGAUCUCUCCUGCCCUGCCUCCCACCAUCUCCACCUCUUCCACUACCACUACAAGCCCGACAUCCACCGACUGCAUGAACUCUAUCUCUGCUUCCAACAUUACUCACCCAGCCACCCCUGGCCCCGCAGAUAUUGCUGCUCCCUCCACUUCGUCCAGUGAAACAAACCCCACAGACACCACUUCCACCGCCACCAGUUUAAACCGUGCAGAUACCACAUCCACCACCAGUGCAGCUACUGCAGCUGCAAUUUGCUCCCCACUCAUGACUGACUCAGACCCACCUUACACUAAUAACGUCAGCACUACCCUCGCAUCAACUAUUGAUAACUCAAGUGCUACUUCUCACCAUUUGAGCAGUCCAGCCCCCUCUAAUGACAGUCCAGGCCAGGAUAAUGAUUUGCAGACAUUUCCUGAAGAAAGAUCCAGCGUAGAGCUUGCAGACAAGGCUGACGAGGAGCUUGAGAUGGUUCAAAAGAGCAAGCAAACUGAGAUGGAUGAGAGCAAGAAAGUCGAUGGUGAGAAGGAGAGCGAGAAUGAGAACGAGAAACCAGCUCUCACUCCUAACAGUGAAGUGAUAAUGAAAGAAGUGCAGGAAGAAAGUGUGAAACCCGAAGAAGACACGAUGAAAUCAGAAGUGGGAACAACUGAACCUGCAUCAGGAAAAGGUGGUGACCUGCAAAGCGACAAGGAGGUGAUAGAAGGUCCAAAACAAGAAGAAACCAAGUCAGAGGAUGAGAAGUAAUUCAAAAAUGAUUAAAUGUCGAAACACGGGACCAACUACUGUGACAGCGGCAGGAGAGGCCACAGUAAAGGGUAAAGGGAGGGGGGGACGAUCCAUGGCACUUCCUACAGGGACCACCACAUUACAGCAGCACACCACAAAGGGUGGGCCACUGGACCAAAGAACUGAGAUCCCCUUGGUGUGAUGUAAUCAACAAAUCCAGCAGUGUCUUUGUCCUUUUUUAACUUAUGUUUGAAUUUUUGCAUUGCACGUAUGAUUAUGUACCAUAAGACAACUACUGUGGUAAA
This is a messenger RNA of Plectropomus leopardus (leopard coralgrouper), 2861 nucleotides long. RefSeq lists its product as uncharacterized. Lineage: Eukaryota; Metazoa; Chordata; Actinopteri; Perciformes; Serranidae. The record is from RefSeq and is a predicted model, not a curated record.